Arachis ipaensis is the source of this 981-nucleotide messenger RNA. The record is from RefSeq and is a predicted model, not a curated record. NCBI's taxonomy places the organism in Eukaryota, Viridiplantae, Streptophyta, Magnoliopsida, Fabales, Fabaceae.
CAUCUUUCUUCUCCCCUCAGCAGCUGCAACCCCUCCUUCCCAAACAGAUACACACGCAUAGCUUUCCUCACCUAGCAGCAAACAACACAUUUUCCCCCUUUCUCCAAUUCAAUGUGCAACAACAGUAGGAGAAGGAAACAAGAGAAACGGACCAGAGAGAGAGGAUGAGUUGCGGAUGAAGAGAGGAGGAGAGGAAGGAGAUUCGCGCCGGCGUGCUGGGCUCCACCGCCGCCGUCGCGUCGUCGCCGUCAGGACUGCGGGAUGCCAUCCGCGUCGCUGUCGCUGAAGCUUCGCGCCGCUGUCCAACCGCUAUGCCUCGCCGUCAGUUGCUGCUCAUCCUCAUCGCGACCAAAGGGGAGCGCGAGACCGAGGGAGAGAGAGAAAGCGUGGAGUUGGCGUCGCGCGGAGAGGGACUCGCCACUCCUUCCCACCGCUGCCGAGCUGCCAUUGUCGACGCGUGUCACCGCGGCUGAAGGUGUCGCCACCACCAAACCCUGGCCGAAGAUUCUUCUGCUGCACGCGAGAGGAAGAGGAGCGAUGAGGCAGAACGCGUCCUCGCCGGAGUUCUUGAGCGCCGCCGUCGCUCGUGCCUCCUCCCGCCGCCAAAUCUGCUCCCACUUCUGGGUUCUGGAAUCUGACCCGGAUGCCGCUGCCACCAUCCGAGCUCGCUGCUGCUGAUGAUGGUAAGCCCAAACUGCCGCCGGCAAAAGGGGUUCAGGCCGCUGCAGGUGUCGCUGUCGAAGAAGGGAGCUGCAUCUCUGUGAUUCCGACCGCCAGGAGUGGUUCUGUGACGUUAAGGACCACUGCCGGAGCUGCUGGCUACUCCUGCCGUCGCCGGAAAAGUAUGCGGCUGCUAUUAUCAGAAAUUCGGGCCGCCGCCGUUAUUCAGAAUUUAUUAACGAAGCCGCUACCGAGUCGAUUUGUAGUUGCGGCUAUUUCGUUUCGUUAAUCUAGUGAGUAUCUCUAUUUCGAAAGCCUUGC